Molecule: messenger RNA, 1290 nt
Organism: Priapulus caudatus
Lineage: Eukaryota; Metazoa; Priapulida; Priapulimorpha; Priapulimorphida; Priapulidae
Product: RNA 3'-terminal phosphate cyclase-like protein
Exons: 3
Coding region: 63-1193 (376 amino acids)
Biological process (GO): endonucleolytic cleavage of tricistronic rRNA transcript (SSU-rRNA, 5.8S rRNA, LSU-rRNA); ribosome biogenesis
Cellular component (GO): nucleolus
Molecular function (GO): RNA endonuclease activity
Source: RefSeq, a predicted model, not a curated record
UGCCACUCGAUGGCGCCACGACCGCUCCAUGAUUCUCAAAGGAGCGAGACAAGUCAGAUGCAAUGUUGGAGUACGAGGGUUGUAACUUUAUUCGGCAGCGAUUAAUCCUAUCGAUCUUGAGUGGCAAGUCUGUUCGGAUCAGUAAUAUAAGAUAUAAAGAUGACAACCCCGGCUUACGGAAAUUUGAAGCAAGCUUUAUCCGCCUACUCGAUACGUUGACAAACGGUUCAAGGGUUGAGAUAAAUGCGACAGGAACGAGACUGUUCUUUCAACCGGGACUGCUGCUGGGUGGAACCUUCGAACAUGAUUGCAACCCAGAGCGAGGGAUCGGCUACUACUUGGAAGCCCUCAUCUGUCUAGCACCUUUCACAAAGAAACCGAUAAAAGCCACCCUGAAAGGUGUCACAAAUGAUCAGGUCGAUCCUUCCGUGGACUUCAUCAAGGCGACGACGCUGCCUCUCCUUAAGCGAUUCAUCGUCGACGACGAAGGCCUGGAGCUGAAGGUCGUUCGCCGAGGGGCGCCACCGGGCGGCGGCGGCGAGGUGACGUUCUCUUGUCCCAACAAGCAGAAGCUGCGGCCGCUGCAGCUGACGGACGUCGGCAAGGUGCGUCGCGUGCGCGGCGUCGCCUACGCGGCCCGCGUCUCCCCCGCCGUCGCAAACCGAUGCGUCGACGCCGCGCGCUCCGUCCUCAACCGCUUCCUCCCCGACGUCUACAUCUACACGGACCACGCGCGCGGCGCCGCGUCCGGGAAGUCUCCCGGAUUCGGCGUGUCGCUGGUCGCCGAGACGACGGCGGGGACGUUCCUCGGCGCGGAGGUCUCGUCGCACGCCGCCGGGUUGGGUCUGCCUCCCUCCGUGCCCGAGGACCUGGGGAGAGAGGCCGCCCACGCGCUCCUAGAGGAGAUCUACAGCGGAGGGAUCGUCGAUUCGACGAAUCAGGGCGUCGCGCUGCUGCUGAUGGCGCUCGGGCAGCAGGACGUGUCGAAGAUGGUCGUAGGCGCGCUGACGCCGUACACGAUCGAGUUUCUACGUCACGUUCGCGACUUUCUGCACGUGACCUUCAAGAUAGAGGUGCAGACGAAGGCGGAGGAGGAUGACGACGACGGCGACGCGCUGAGGAUGGGCGCGGAGAAGGUCAUGCUGACGUGCGUCGGCGCUGGAUUCACGAACCUGUCGAAAACGGUGCUGUGAUCGCUUUCGCGUCUCUCUGCGAAGUGUUGCGGCCGUAUAGAAAAUAUGUGUAUGUGUGUGUGUCUAUGAUAUUUUAUAAGUAAAUUUCGUAACUGUG